AUGGCUCCCGCUGAGCUCAACUACGUCGUCCACGACAAAGAGAUGCUAGCCAUCAUACGCUCCUUUAGUAACUUCCGCGCCGAACUCGCCGGCUCCCUUCACCAGGUUCAGGUAAUCACCGACCACAAAGCCUUAAACGAACUUGAGUACGAAGUAGAGAACAUCUUAGCCGUGCGCCAAACCAAGAAGCACUUCGAGUACCGCGCUUCUUGGCUCGGCCGCGAUAUUGACCUUAUUUGGUACCCCGCCUCCGACUUCAUGUACGCUCCUUUCAAGGUACGUGACUUCCACUUGGAACACAAGGAGCUCCCCGGCCCUCCCGCGAAGCUCUUCGACUGGAUCAAGGCUUAUUCGGACGGUGUUGAUGACUACGAUCACUUGAGUAGUGAUAAGGCAAUGGAUGGACGCUCGAGGACGAGCUUUUUUCGGACGGGGGGGUAG
Messenger RNA from Drepanopeziza brunnea f. sp. 'multigermtubi' MB_m1, 441 nucleotides. Lineage: Eukaryota; Fungi; Ascomycota; Leotiomycetes; Helotiales; Drepanopezizaceae. The record is from RefSeq and is a predicted model, not a curated record.